AGUCACCGGAAGAUAAUGUAAGGCAUUUGUAUUCAUCACAGACCAAUAACUGCAAUAUCAACAGAACAUUAUCUUCAUCUACAGGAUGUGUCUAUUCUGAGGCAGUUUAUGGACUUGGGAAAGUAUAGUGAUUCCUAUGUAGCCUAAUGCAAACUGUAGAACUAAAUUUGGAAAACGUCAUGACUUGAUCGACUGAAUUACAGCUUUAAGAAUUAAAAAAAAAAUGUGACAUGAAAUUUGAAGAAGCCUGCGUGUAGCCUCACAUUGUCACGUUUGCGUCCUAUAGUUCAUAGUAGCCUCCUUGUUGUUGAUUGUGUUGUUGCCUAGGUUGUUGGAGUUUGACUUAAUUUGAGUCUGAAUAGCAUCAGUACCAAAAAAUUUCAAAAUACUUUGGAAUCAAAGUAAUUCUCUGAUAUACAGUACCGUCUUUCAUUCCAACAAAAGCUGAAUAGCUUCUCUCACCGAAUAUACCAUCCAAUUAGGAAGGCUGCUGCGUCGCCAGAUCAGAUUUCAGGUACGCUCCUAUUGGAUGAUUAAACUAUGCGCAGUUCUGACUGGCUUUCAACGCACAUGCUGCAAAAGACGAUGCAGACAAAAUCGGGGCGGAAUUUCUCAGACCUGACUUCAAAAUUCAGAGGGUUGUUCUGUCACUUGGCGAAAUCACAGCGAUACGGAUUACUCGUUCUCACUGGAAAACGCAGCUAUUGACAAAUGAACAGCGAUUCUGACUGUGAGUGACAUACCAAGGAAAACAAAUGCUGUGCCUGCGGGAGUCUGGAGACUGCCUUCGGGAGCAGAUGCGCUUCAUGAUGAGGUCCCUGCAGGACCUGAAGCAGAUGAGGAGGACCUGCGUGGCCCCCGGCCGCCCGCCCGCAGUGGCGCGGGCCUGCCAGCAGCGGGAGCGGCGGACGCGGCUGCGGUCGUCGGAAGCCAGCGAGGCCAGCGAGGCCAGCACGUACGACUCGGCCUGCUGCCUGACCGCGACCGCGGAGGAGGAGGAGGAGGGCGGGGGCAGUCAGCUCAGGCUGAUGUCCCCCAGCAGCGAGAAGAGCCUGGAGUUCGACUCCGGCUACUCAGAGGCUUCCUGGCAGGACGAGGGCGUGGUCCUGAGGCGGACCAGGAACGUGCGCGUCUCCACCAGCGCCUGCCUCCGCACAAACCGGGCCCCCGGCGACCGGGUCCGGCCCAAAUCCACUUCAGACGCUUGCCUGGAGCGCUGGACCUCCUUUGAGGCCAGUAACCCUGAGGACUGGACCACGUCGCUGCUCACGCGCGGCCGGAACCGGCAGCCACUAGUGCUGGGCGACAACAGCUUCGCCGACCUCAUCGAGAACUGGAUGGACCUGCCAGACUACCCCGACAAGGCCGAGCUCAAGCCCACCGCGGGCCGCCGCCUGGCCAAGGACUUCCUGGUCAAUGUGCGGCGGAAACUGGCGGGAAUGGCGAAGAACUCAGAGGGGCGGGGGAAGCCGGCGGACUCCUCUCGGGAGAACGAGGCUUCAGCGGCCCCCAAGCGCCUCUCCUGCCCUGUGGGCUUUCAGACGCGAGUGCCCUUCUUCCACAAGUCGCACACAGGCCUGCACGAGCUGGGCACAGACUUCUACCGCUUCACUGCCCUCAUGAAGACGGGUAGCCGGCAGCCAAUCAUCUGCAACGACAUCAUCGGCUACAUCUGACUGUUGUCAAGGCAGUGGGCUGCUUUCUCUCUGUAUCUCUUUCUUGCAUGGACAGUUCCCAAAAUGUGAAUUUAUUUUUAUAUGAUACAUUUCUGCCAAUAUUAAUGUUAUGUGUGUUGUAAUAAUAAAUGCAUUUUCAUCAGGAAAGAUGUAAAAAUAAUGUCUUUUUGAUGGAGUCAGUAAUUCAUGUAUUUAUUUCAAUAUUUUCAGAAAGUACACAUUACAUUAAUGGAAUGAAUUAAGUCAUUGAGUUAUGAAAAUGAAUGCUGUUACAGGCAAACAAAUACCAACAAUGUAAAUUAGUCCUGGAAAUGUCAUUAAAGAGUCAAAUUCAAAACCCUC
Anguilla anguilla (European eel) is the source of this 2018-nucleotide messenger RNA. RefSeq names its product inka box actin regulator 1a (gene inka1a). NCBI's taxonomy places the organism in Eukaryota, Metazoa, Chordata, Actinopteri, Anguilliformes, Anguillidae. Bases 756 to 1676 code for a protein of 306 amino acids. The transcript is spliced from 4 exons. The record is from RefSeq and is a predicted model, not a curated record. Gene Ontology annotation, molecular function: protein serine/threonine kinase inhibitor activity; protein kinase binding. Gene Ontology annotation, cellular component: nucleus.